GUGAGAGCUCCACGGCGUCAGUGUCACUGAGCAGUUGGCAGCUGUCGGGCCACUGCAGCUCUGAAAGGUCGACAUGAAGCUGCUGGAUGAGCGGAUCUGGUCGCUGUUUAAGCACAACUGGCAGCAUACUUUCACCUACUGGAGUGUGUUCUUUAGCUUCGGCCUGUGCAUCGCCUUCCUGGGACCCACCAUUCUGGACCUGAGGUGUCAGACUCAGUCCACCCUGCAGCAGAUCACCUGGGUCUUCUUUUCCCAGCAGUUCUUCCUGUUGGUAGGCAGCGGCCUGGGAGGGCUCUUCAAGAAAACACUCCUGUUUUCCCUGUCAGCCCUUUUCUCCUGCACAUUCAUCAUCUCGCUUGUGUUUUCCAUCAUACCGCUAUGUAACCAUGUGGUACUGCUGUCUGUUGCCAUGGCAAUUGCUGGCUUAGCCAUGGGGGUGAUUGACACCAUUGCCAACCUCCAGCUGGUGAAGCUGUACCAGAAGGAUUCCGCCACCUUCUUGCAGGCCUUGCAUUUCUUCAUAGGCCUCGGAGCACUGGUCAGUCCCCUGGUGGCUGAUCCCUUCCUGGCAGAUGAUAACUGUGUCCUGGGUGCCAACUGGACUGCCAACUCCUCCUCUUCCUCUGACCUAGAGCACCUUCGCAGCAGCCUGGCUGGGCAUGGAGGGCUACCCAACAUCUCCCGGUAUCCUCUGCACACUGAGGGUGUGGUCAUCACGAGGGUGUCGUAUGCUUUCUGGAUUAUGGCUGUUAUUAAUCUUCCAGUGCCAGCAGCGGUGCUCGCUUUGAUGUACCAUGAGAGACUGCUCCCUUGCUCCAACAACAGUCCACGUCUGCUUGACAGAGACUCUGUUUCCAGUGCGAGCCCCACUUGGGACAGUGGUCAAGGUCAUGGGAGUGUGUUUGGUUGCUGUAAUCAUGCCAAACUCCGAGGACGCCCUGCUACUUUCUUCCUCCUCCAUGUUCUGGGUGGGGCCAUCCUCUUCAUCACUGAUGGGAUUGUAGGCUCCUACACUGGCUUUGUCUACACCUAUGCAGUGUCCCCUCCUUUGCUGAUGGGCCAUAAGACUGCCGGUUGUCUGGACAGUAUAUUCUGGGCCUCCAUCACAGUAGGAAGACUGGCUUUCAUCUACCUGUCCUACAGAUACACAGCACCCAGGCUGCUCACGCUCAGUCUGGUGGGGGUCAUACUGGUGCAGUGCCUGUUGUUGAUCUUCUACACCAGCUGUGUGUUUCUCUUUAUCGGUACUUGCGUGUUGGGACUGUGCAUCAGCAGUGUGUUCCCAUCCAUGCUGGCCUUUACAGAGGACAUACUUGACUACAAAGGUUGUGCCACAACAGUUCUGGUGACCAGUGCCAGCACAGGAGAGAUGAUGCUGCAGCUGCUCGUUGGAUUAGUGAUCCACAGUCAGGGCAGUUACUCUUUCCUGUUGUGUUGUACACUAGCCUCAUUCAUUGGCUUCUGUCUGUUCCUGAUUCUCCUCUAUGUCCAGCACAGACACAGAAACUGCCCCACAGAUUCCUCUGACAACACAGACAUGAAAGAGAAGCCAAAGACUGGAGCUUCAUGAUCUGUGGGUUUCCGACAGACUAAGGGGGAGGCCAGAGGACAGAAACGACCAAGUGCCUUUGCUCUGGAUGAUAGAAAGAGAGAAUGGGAGGAACCAUUUCUGGCAUUCGCAUCAUAUGGCAGUCUCAGAACAGGAGCUUUAUCCUGUCCUCCUCCAACUGAACAUUGCUGACGAGAAAUCUACUUUCAAGCCUGGUGAUCAACAAAAAGCUCAAGGGAUGACCAAUACUUGACUUAAUUUCUGUUUUGGCAGAAUCAUCUCUAGCACUGUCUUUGUUUUCAAAGACACUUAAAUGAUUAAGUAUUGCCUUUCAAGUAUGCAUGUGAAAGCUCUUGUAUGAUUUAUUAUGUCAAAAUUGCUUGGAUGGCCUUAAAUGUUUUAACCUUUGAUGAGAGUAAAACUUAAGUCCUGAUAUUUUGACCCAGUGUCACCUGUGAUGCCCUUUAAAUGAACCUGUCUUUCCUGGAACCAGGUAAAACCCUCUGUGAAAAAUUGGGAUGUGAUAAUGGGCGGUGAUUUGAAGUUGAACAAACAAAUAAACUCAGUGAUCAGAUCUAUCUUUUUCCAGCUGAGGCUCUUAUCUAAGCUCAAGUCAUUUUAUCAUUUAGUGAUUUUGAAAGGGUUAUUCAUGGUUUUACCUCGACCCAAACUUGACCACUGUAAUGCGGGGUGAAACCUUCUGGUUGGUUGGAUGAUUGGAUCAUCGAUAUGCUCUUGUCUAACCAAAUUCCUAAUUACAGUCACUGGUGUUACUUUCAUAAGGCCAUGUUUCCACCAAAGCUGAAAAUGCCAGGCACUCAGCUGGAAGCUCCAGAGCGCUCUGGAAGUGCACCAUCAGCUGAGAAGAUUACGGGCUGUUUCACAUGUCGGGAAGGACGUGACUUUUCCAGUGAACUGAGAGACGCUUGACUGAACUCAAAGAAAGGCAAGUCUGCUCACUGGUAGUUCGAUGUCUUCGGUAGCGCCUGGACCACAUACUGGAUGUCCACGGAAUCCGAGCGGCCGGAAUUGUCAGAUCGCAAGAUCAUAAUGUCACGCAAUAAUUUGCGGAAAUCCUGGAGGUAUAAAGCAGGGCUGGACUGGGGCAAAAAAAUGGCCCUGGCAUUUUUGGCCAUGGUGGCCCACUAUGAUUGGUGAAAUGCCAUACGCACACACUAUGCUGUUACCAAAAUUAAAAUAAAUCUCAGUAGUAGCCUACAUGCCCUUGGAGAGAGUACCAAGGCUAGAAAAUCAAUGUGCUCAUUCACUUCUCAUAUACAUCCUGGUGGUAGUAGAUGGCCCCGGAGUACACAAUGCCUAUGGUGAAAGCACUUGCCAAAGAAACUCUACAAGAUUUAUCAUUUCAAUUUUUAAUAAAAUGUGUGCGAGUACAAAUAAGAUACAUAAAUGUCGGCUUUUUUUUUUUUGUCCCAGUCCAGCCCCGUACACAGGUCAUUGAAAGUCCUUGAAUUUAGUGUCACAGUUACACACUAAGGUUCUGCUGACACAUACUACUGUUAUCUGGGUGUUCAUUAUCCUCAGCUUACCUGUAGGAAAUUUAGAAACAUGACUGGCUGCUAGUUAAGCAUGACCUUCAUCUCUGUAGCUAACGUUGCUAGCCUAAUUAUUACUGACUGAAUGAACCGAGUACACCUCUUCUGAUUAACUGUAACGUUACAGUCAUUAUCAUAAACAUCAAAAUUUAGAACACAGUCACAUUUUAUAACUUUGUAAGGCCAUCAUGUACAUGAUUAGCUGAGUUGCUAGUGUUAGCUAUCGUAAAGAACGAACAGUUAGAACUAGCUAAAAAUCAACAAGUUAACGUUAGCCUAUAGCCUACUUUAACAAACUAACUUACCAUAGGGGCAGAAACAGAUGAAACAUUGUCUUCAGAGUCCCGACGCCAAGUGUCAUAUCCUACUUCAACUGGAGCGGCACUGGAGGAGCUUGCAUCAGUUUUUUCAACCAUCUCAGCAUUGCUAGGUUCUGUGCUCUGAUGAGGAGUGGCGAGCAUAGCUGGCAAGUGGCACCCAGCGUGACAUCAUGCAGUGAGUUGAGAUAAUAUCCCAGGAUUGAUUUUGGACAGUUUGGCAAUAGCCUUUACUAGUUCAAUCAAUCAAUCAAUCAAUCAAUUUUAUUUAUAAAGCCCAAUAUCACAAAUCACAAUUUGUCUCACAGGGCUUUACAGCAUACAACAUCCCUCUGUCCUUAGGACCCUCACAGCGGAUAAGGAACCCCCCCCCCAAAAAAAACCUUUAACGGGGGAAAAAUGGUAGAGCAACUCAGGAAGAGCAACUGAGGAGAGAUCCCUCUUCCAGGACGGACAGACGUGCAAUAGAUGUCGUACAGAACAGAUCAGCAUAAUAAAUUAACAGUAAUCCAUAUGACACAAUGAGACAGAGAAAGACAGAGACAGAGAGAGAGAGAGAGAGAGAGAGAGAGAGUCGUAAGUAGUUGUUAACUUUAUGUUUAAACGAUUAAAAGUAACAUCAAAUUUAUGUCUAGACGUGAUGACUUUGCAAAUAACACGAAUUUCAAAACAGAAUUGACAUGCUUCGUUCUGAAGAGGUGACACUUCAAAUAGCCGAUUAGAUGCGUUAUGGCCCAUAAUGCAUCUAAUCGGCUAUUUGAAGUGUCAGGACUCCUGACUGUGUAUUGAAGUCUGUUCCUGUCCAGUUUGGUGGCUGAUCCAAACCACACAGUGAUGGAUGGGCAGAGGACAGACAGGAGUGUUGAACUGUAUCAGCAGCUCCUGAGGCAAGUUGAACUUCCUUAGCUGCUGCAGUUUAUCCUCUGGCGGGCCUUUUUCCUGAUGGUGCUGAUGAUGGAUGUCCACUUGAGGUCCACAGCAGACAAAUGGUGCUUUUCAAAGUCAAGAAAUUAUCCUUAAAAGGCUGAAUUUCAAGGAGGCUACAUCACCAAAUUCCACCAAAGAACUGUUCCAAUAUCAAGGAUCCUUCAAAUACCACCAAGGACCAAGUCCUUCCUUCAGAGAAUUUUCAAGAAUGCAUGUGUGUAUCCUCAGUGUACCCACAAGUACCCACAAUUCUUUGCACAUAAUUUGCCGGAAUUGAAGGCGGGACCUCUUCAAUGAUGCACACCUCGGCAUUCGCUUGCCUGUUUCAAUGUGUGUUCACAGAAUGAUAGGAAGGAGUCUUGCCUAGGCUCUGUACGACCCAACUUGGAAGGAUCCAUCUUACCAAGGACUUGACUUUGAGAAGCACCAACAGUGUUGUUCUGCUUUGUUCAGGUCCAGGUUUUUCUGACCACACCAGAGGGCCAUCUGAUCAAUGUCCCAUAUGUAUACAGACUUGUCAACAUCCCAGUUGGCGGUUGGUUUCUGGUUGCCCCAAGAUCAAGGUGGAAGCACCGGGGAGAUUGUGCCUUUGCAGCUGUACAGUUGUAGCGCCCAAACUCUGUUGCUUCUGGAUGUGCAGC
Molecule: messenger RNA, 4987 nt
Organism: Epinephelus fuscoguttatus (brown-marbled grouper)
Lineage: Eukaryota; Metazoa; Chordata; Actinopteri; Perciformes; Serranidae
Gene: slc60a1a
Product: major facilitator superfamily domain containing 4Aa
Exons: 10
Coding region: 74-1570 (498 amino acids)
Source: RefSeq, a predicted model, not a curated record